AAAAACUAUUCACAUCGCAUACUGCGGCAGAGACAGAAACGAGGAAGAUUCUCCGGUAGUCAGCGAACCAUUUUUCUGUCGUCAAACGGAUCAAGCUUUUUGUGAGACUUGGAUCGGUCACAAAAAGCGGGAUUCGCUUUUCGCAUAGGAAUUGGCCUGUUAAGGAGCCAGCUUAGUCACAUAGAACAUUUGAAAAUUGAUACAAAAAUGGAGGAAAUGCAUCAACCACAACAGGUUGGGCCUAAUAUGAUGGCCAGUGUAAGUGGGGUUCCUAACCAUUCGAAUAAUGUUAACCGGCGCAACAGAUUUCGAUCGUCAUUACACAGUUUGAUGGUGGAAAAACUUCCGAUAAGUGAGGCUGCUCAAUUGGAGAUGAAAUCAUUGUCCAACAAAACACCAGUUUCUAUUCUUCAGGAAUUACUUUCUCGUAGGGGUACAACACCAAAGUAUGAGUUAAUACAAGUAGAAGGUGCUAUCCAUGAGCCUAUUUUUCGUUAUCGAGUUACUGUUGCAGAUAUUGUUGAUCCAAUUGUUACAGCAGUGGGAACUGGAAAGUCAAAGAAAGAGGCAAAACAUGCUGCUGCACGUGCAGUAUUGGAUAAGCUGUGCAGAUUGAAUGGUGAUAGUUCAGAUUCUCCGCUUCCAAAUAAUAUAUCAGAAUCUGAAAAUUUACAAGAGUUAACAGGAUAUGGAGAAGAAAAAAUAAUCACAAAUCCAAUUGGCGCAUUGCAAGAAAUAUGUAUGUCGCGUCAUUGGCCUCCACCAAAAUAUACAAUGGAAAAUGAGGAGGGUCUACCACACGAAAGACAAUUCACUAUUGUUUGCUCUAUUUUAAAGUAUCGUGAGGUUGGUCAAGGGAAAAGUAAGAAAGUUGCCAAGAGGCAUGCGGCUCAGAAAAUGUGGCAAGCUCUAGAUGAUAUGAAUACUGAAAAUGCUAAUGUAGACGAGGAUGAGGUUUUACAAAGAAAUGCAAAUGUGAGUGCCCGUUAUGCUGAUCUGAAAGGUAGCAAAAUUUCAACGCUAACAACUAUUCAUAGUCUUAAAGUUUCACAAUUUCAUAAAAGUCUGAAGUCAUCAACUGGUAUUAAGCUAUUUGAACUACAGAAUACGUGCUUGAACGUUGGCGAUAUAAAUUUGGUGCAAUUUUUGCAAGAAAUUGCUUCGGAGCAGCAAUUCGAAGUGACUUACGUUGAUAUCGAAGAAAAGUCUCUCAGUGGUAAAUGCCAGUGCCUUGUGCAACUGUCUACUCUGCCAGUGGCAGUUUGCUAUGGUUGCGGUGUUACUAGUAAGGAUGCUCAAGCUAGUGCUGCUCAAAACGCUCUGGAGUAUCUCAAAAUCAUGACUAAAAACGAAUAAUCAAGUGUCGGACAAGGGUAAAAGUGGUCAAAAACUUGAUCAUGCGGGGAACAAAAGCAGGCUAUCCAAGCUGUCGGUCAGAGCAGUAAGUACCGCUACAGGAAACAAAGAUGACACUUUGAAUACAAUGGCCAC
Messenger RNA from Hylaeus anthracinus, 1491 nucleotides. RefSeq names its product interferon-inducible double-stranded RNA-dependent protein kinase activator A homolog. The record is from RefSeq and is a predicted model, not a curated record. The coding region runs from base 208 to 1356 and encodes 382 amino acids. Lineage: Eukaryota; Metazoa; Arthropoda; Insecta; Hymenoptera; Colletidae. The transcript has 8 exons.